Messenger RNA from Strongylus vulgaris, 396 nucleotides. The record is from the annotation of a GenBank genome assembly. NCBI's taxonomy places the organism in Eukaryota, Metazoa, Nematoda, Chromadorea, Rhabditida, Strongylidae.
AUGGUCAAAGAACCUUUACCUGUGCAAGAGGACAUGCCAUUCAGCUUGAGCGAGAAUGUUGAAAAAGGCGACUUCGACCCCGAUGCUGCUUUGAAUAUCAGUGCUAACAGCAACGAUCCAGGUGCAGACUUUUUGUCUCUUAUGGAGUCGACGAAUGAGAAAAGAUCUAAAGAACGAUCCCAUGGGUCUCCAGAUGGUGAUUUCUCAUUUUCCAUUUUCGGUGCUGCUGUUGAAGGUAGCACAUCUAAUGGCUCGGAGGGGGACUUUGCCUUCGAUUUCGGGAAUCCAUCGCAGGAUGGAGGUGAUGAUGUUGAUUUCCAGUUCAAUUUUGGCGAGAGUUCUGAGGAACAGCGUGGAUCCGGAAAAGAUGAAGGAUUCAACCUUUUUGGUUUUUGA